Molecule: messenger RNA, 894 nt
Organism: Coregonus sp. 'balchen'
Lineage: Eukaryota; Metazoa; Chordata; Actinopteri; Salmoniformes; Salmonidae
Source: the annotation of a GenBank genome assembly
AUGGAUCAGGGCUGCAUUGUCUCUGGUGCUCCUGCUGGCCCGGUGGUCCAAGUAUGUUUCCCCAGUGUGCGUGCAGCAGUUUUGGACAGCCUGAAUCGACAGCGGGAGGAGGGCCGGCUCUGUGACCUUUCAAUCCAGGUGCAGGGACAGGUGUUCAGGGCCCACCGCUGUGUGCUGGCUGCCUCCUCGCCAUACUUUCAUGAUCAGGUUUGUUUGUCUGUGUGCUUAUAAGUGUGUGUAUUAGUAGUCUCACACGUCUGUACAUAAACAAUGUCAGUUUGGCAUAGAGGAAAAGGCGGAGUUAGCCUAUGUGACUAGCCUAUGUCUGUCUGAAGAGGACCCUCCGCUGAACUUUUUUUUCCCCUUUUCAAAGUUACCAAGAUAGUCCGUCAUUAAUCCCAAACAUAGGCUAGUCACUGCUGUUGCCUAGGUCUGGGUUUCCGUGACGAGUGUAUUAGAGAGAGACAUGUCAGUCUUUGCCUGUCUCUACACAGGAGGAGUUUGUGUCUUUGCUCUGUCAUGUGCACCUCUGUUCUACAUUGUUGUCUGGAAAAAUAGAUGUACUGUGAAAUCCUUGUUAGAAUGUAUUUUUUUCAUCACUUUCACCAGGUGUUGCUGAAGAAUGUGACGACAGUUUCUCUGCCCUCUGUCAUGGACCCUGUGGCCUUUGAAAGUGUCCUGAGUUCAGCCUACACCGGCCAACUGAGCAUAGUGCGUGAUGACAUUGUCAACUACGUGACGGUAGCCAGCUUUCUCCAGAUGUGGCAUAUAGUUGACAAAUGCACAGAGAUCCUGAAGAGACCUCGACCUCUAGCAGAAUGCAACCCUGGGGAUGUUGCAGCUGGCCACACACCAUGGUGCCUCCUCAAGGCAGCAGUCCCCAAGCAGCACUGA